AUGCGCGUCCCGGCGGAUGUGGAGACGGUGAGGUUGCUGCUGAGCGUCGCUGCGGCCGAGUUCGAUGCGAGGUUCCCGCGGGAGCAGGUGGAUGUGGCGAGGGGGAUUUUGGAGCGGAAGGGCAGGGAGGACGGGGAGGGGGCGAAGCACGAGGUGGUGUGGUAUGAGGGGUGUCAUCACGGGUGGGCGAUUAGGGGGAACAAGGAGAAUGAAGUUGAGGGGAGGAAGGGGCUGGAGGCGGAGGAGCAGGCGUUGAGGUGGUUUGAGGCGCGGUUUGCGGAGGUGAGGGCUCGGUCGGUGGAGUGA
This is a messenger RNA of Lasiodiplodia theobromae, 306 nucleotides long. RefSeq names its product Dienelactone hydrolase. The transcript has a single exon. Bases 1 to 306 code for a protein of 101 amino acids. The record is from RefSeq and is a predicted model, not a curated record. NCBI's taxonomy places the organism in Eukaryota, Fungi, Ascomycota, Dothideomycetes, Botryosphaeriales, Botryosphaeriaceae.